ACGCAGUUACUGAGAUGAAACCGAGACGCGUCAAUUGCUGGUUGAGAACUAUUUCUAGAGGUGUCUCUGUACAACCAUUCAUCCAGAUGGAUUUUCUUCACAGAUCAGAGUGCACAAAUCCGGGUGGCAUAUCAGAACAGCGUCAAUUUUCGACAUCAUGUCCAGUGAGGAGAGUUACGCACCAUUGGCUGACAGCGAUUACAAGGUACAAAGCACUGAAACUGAGGUUAUAGAGAGUCUGAACAUCCAUGGAGGUCGAACAGUGAAGGCGAGCAUUUUUCAAAAAAGUGGACCAGUUCAAAUCUUGAUGAGUUAUACAAUCAUUGAGUAUAACGAGAAGGGAACGGCAAUGUCACGCAACAUGUUCGAUUCAAAGGGACUUCCGAUCCCUCGAUAGGUGGAGUUCUAUUCAGAGUAUCCGCUAUCUCUACUAAGCUCGAGUACAAUCUCGAAUUGCGAUUCUUCUAACUGCGUGUGAGCGCUUCUUCUGUAACCAUAUACUUUCUCAUCAAAAACUUUCAAAGAUGUCUGCUUGCACUUCUGACUCACCUUCUCAUGGCGUAGAAUUUCCUACUUGUUCAUGU
Marchantia polymorpha subsp. ruderalis is the source of this 584-nucleotide messenger RNA. NCBI's taxonomy places the organism in Eukaryota, Viridiplantae, Streptophyta, Marchantiopsida, Marchantiales, Marchantiaceae. The record is from the annotation of a GenBank genome assembly.